Molecule: messenger RNA, 833 nt
Organism: Elephantulus edwardii (Cape elephant shrew)
Lineage: Eukaryota; Metazoa; Chordata; Mammalia; Macroscelidea; Macroscelididae
Gene: STC1
Product: stanniocalcin 1
Exons: 4
Coding region: 29-772 (247 amino acids)
Biological process (GO): intracellular calcium ion homeostasis
Cellular component (GO): extracellular region
Molecular function (GO): hormone activity
Source: RefSeq, a predicted model, not a curated record
CAACAACUUAGCGAAAACUUCUCAGAGAAUGCUCCAAAACUCAGCAGUGCUUCUGGUGCUGGUAAUCAGUGUUUCAGCAACCCAUGAGGCGGAGCAGAAUGACUCUGUGAGCCCCAGGAAAUCCCGGGUGGCAGCUCAGAACUCAGCUGAAGUGGUUCGCUGCCUCAACAGUGCUCUGCAGGUUGGCUGUGAGGCUUUUGCAUGCCUGGAGAACUCCACCUGUGACACAGAUGGGAUGUACGACAUCUGUAAAUCCUUCUUGUACAGCGCUGCUAAAUUUGACACUCAGGGAAAAGCAUUUGUCAAAGAAAGCUUAAAGUGCAUCGCCAAUGGGGUUACCUCCAAGGUCUUCCUCGCCAUUCGGAGGUGCUCCACAUUCCAGAGGAUGAUUGCUGAGGUGCAAGAGGAGUGCUACAGUAAGCUGAAUGUGUGCAGCAUCGCCAAGAGGAACCCGGAAGCCAUCACUGAAGUGGUGCAGCUUCCCAAUCACUUCUCCAACAGAUACUAUAACAGACUUGUCCGAAGUCUACUGGAAUGUGACGAAGACACAGUCAGCACGAUCAGAGAUAGCCUGAUGGAGAAAAUUGGGCCCAACAUGGCCAGCCUCUUCCAUAUCCUGCAGACAGACCACUGUGCCCAACCACACCCACGAGCUGACUUCAACCGGAGGCGCACCAACGAGCCCCAGAAGCUGAAAGUCCUCCUCAGGAACCUCCGAGGUGAGGGGACCGCUCCCUCUCACACAAAACGCACCUCACACGAGAGUGCCUAACCAAGGAGAGAUGUUCGCAACCUCACCAAACUAGUAUCGUUUUAGGGGUGUUAAUACACCA